GUUGGAUCCAUCCCCGAAACAGUCGUGUUACCGGCCAGGAAUACGGCAGAUCGACACUGAUACAGCAUGAAUUGGGAAAGCUGACGGCAUGCCCUGUGCAACUACAAUUCAUUCCCUCUGGCGAGCGUUCAGUCCGUCUCUCUGCGGCGUCUGCCAUCGAAAAUUCAACGGGAGACACCUCCUCCAGCUAGCUGCCAUCGCGGUGGAGGUUCUUGAGGCCGCUGCCCCCUCGUUUUCCAAAUGACCCUGCCCCCUGAGUUGCUGCUACGCUGUCUGCUUGGACGUCAAUAAUUUUGCCUCAAUUCCACCUGCGCGAUGACGUCGACAGGCAUCCAGGGUCCCAUCAAUGUCGUACGGAGCGCAGACGAGCACGAGUCACCAUUCUCGGAGCAGCAAUAGACAGAGCCCAUCACGAGUAUAUAGAGGGCCGCCAGGACGAGGUUUCUUCCAGAGACAAACCUAAGCGCUGGAUUAGGCUUGAUUGGUCCCGUUCGGUACAGCCCACGCGGGCACUGAAGCUGCAAGAGAAAGGACGAAAAAGCAAGCAGAGGCGCGCCGAUGGGUAGGCGAAGGGCCUACGGAGCCAAUGAUGUCAACCCGCAGAUGAGCGCCCAUUCGGCUGCUAUCACGCCAGGGCCUAGCAUGCGCCACUGAACACUCUGCUCUCUUACUCGGUUGGGGGAGCACAGGCAGCUUGGAGGCCAAAAAUUAAUGUUCCGGAGCAAGCACCAACUCUCCCCACCUUCUCGCGAGUUCCCAACGCAGUUUGACCGGCAUUUGUCUGGGCUGGCUGCUGAGAAAACACUUUACGAACAAAAGGUCAACUGAUUCAAGUCGCCCAAUGGUCGAAAUGUCCACGGUACUUCAACGGCCCUCCACUGCGGCCGGAACCGCUUGCCCCCGCGGCCCCUUCCAGCCUGAGGAGAUCUCUGGUUGCAAGCAAUCGAGCAUAAAGAAGCAAAAGCAAGUCCAGAGGCGUUUCAGCGGUGAGGUUAGCUGCAGCCGGGAGCAAACAACGCGGAAGCCCUCUCUGCAGUUGGAAAACUCUCCCGGUGAGCCCUGUUAAAUGGUUCCCCUAUACCACUGUCCGGUGGACGGCGGACGGGGACUCUAGGGGUCUCUUGGAGCAGAGGGGAACCGGGACAUCAUCGUUUAGUUUGCAUACCACAGCAUGCUACCCACAUGCUGCCCACAUGGCCACUUGUGAUGGCUGCAGAGAGAAGAAGAGGGGUGAUCUUGGUCAAACACGGCCGUGCUUUUCACCCGGAGCUCUUGACGACUUGUUCCAAGUACAGCGCGACCGCACUUGUUCGCCAGACUCAUCGGGGAACAACCUAAAAUGCUCGACCGUGCAUUAUAUCUCGGUUACGCUGCUCACAAGUUGCAUUCGAUGGUAUGAUUCUCCGGUACUCAUCUCCGUGCCGUGCUCCCCAGCUCCCAGAUCGUCACCGAAUGGUCGAUGACCAGCAAGCCAAUGCAUCGAGAUUCAGGGGAGUGUCCAAGCCAGACCCGAUCCUUCACGCUCUCUUCUCCCAGUGUUCUGGGAUGUUUGGGGCCUCUCCAUUGGUUGUCGGAACGAGAGUACCCUCUUCGAUUUGAACCCAUCAUUGACAGCAAAGUCAGGUUGAUGGGUUUUACAUGGCAAGAAGGGCCAUCCUUCUCUUUUCAAUGGUACGGAGGAUUCUAUGCAGGGUGGCAGACUCUAGCAACGACUCGCUCUUUGUUCGGAUCAUUGCUGUCACCGAGUCAUACAUGGCCGCAGUUUUUGGAAGCUUGCAUCAACGAGUUCCAGUAAUAUCAUCUAGACCGAGCCGGAACGAAAGAGAGACGACGACGCCGAUCUGUCACCAAGUCUAACCCUUUCAUAUUUUGUGCUUUGCUCAAUCUAUGUAGACGAUCCCCUCCCCGUUCUAUCUCCG
This is a messenger RNA of Cladophialophora immunda, 1919 nucleotides long. RefSeq lists its product as uncharacterized. The record is from RefSeq and is a predicted model, not a curated record. Bases 1460 to 1795 code for a protein of 111 amino acids. NCBI's taxonomy places the organism in Eukaryota, Fungi, Ascomycota, Eurotiomycetes, Chaetothyriales, Herpotrichiellaceae. The transcript has a single exon.